AUGUUCAACUUGCAUGAGCUCACAGCUGCAGAAAAUUGGGAUUACGGCGACAAUCGAUGGAUUGAGCGUCUUCUUACUGAAUCCUCAUCUCCGAAUGGCUCUGAGCCAUUCACAAAGGAGCCAAACGCUGAAAAUCGUUUCCUUUCUCAUACUGGACCUAAUUCUCUGGCGGACCGCUAUUUCACCACACGAUAUUUCGUGGAUACCCUUGGAGAAGGCAGUGGUGAGGACGUGUGCGUGAUGCAGCACUCAAACCGCAUCUGCGUAGUGGGCCUAGCCCCAGGUCACCACCUCUUCCGUGGCUGUGAGAAAUCACUGACACAAGACGCAGCCGAAAGAACGAAUCACAGCAUUCUUGGCGUUGAUUUUCAGCUAUCCAGCUCCUUCAACCUCCUCAAUAGUAGGAUUAGCGGCCGUCGGAAACGUGGUAGUCAUAGGUUGCACCAUGGAAGUGAUAAACAAUGUAUUGGCUAUGCCAUCUGCGAUCGUGGUGAACGCCAUGCAUUACAGAUUGGUGGAGGCUUGCCUGGACGUCUCUAUGAGUCAAACUCAAGGUUGUCUAUUUUAGCACCCGCAGAGGAUCGUGUCCCCUUUGCGCCUAUUGGAAUUACAGGCAACAAUGAAGCCUAUCUGGCCAUCAUCAUGCCGUCGCGAACAUUGACUAGGAAUGAACAUGAUAGUGACUGUGAGGGUGUCUCUGGAUCGUUUCUAACCACGCAAGGCAUUCUAACUGGUGGUUUGACUUGGGAAGAAUACCGAACUCUGAGGAAAUUGUAA
Hydatigera taeniaeformis is the source of this 777-nucleotide messenger RNA. NCBI's taxonomy places the organism in Eukaryota, Metazoa, Platyhelminthes, Cestoda, Cyclophyllidea, Taeniidae. The record is from the annotation of a GenBank genome assembly.